AGCAGCAUUGGAGGCACCUUGACAAAAUGAGCACGUUAGCAUAGCCCUAUAACAAUAAAUAACCUGCGUCACUUGGUUCAGAAGGGGUAACAAAAUGGCUCUGCAAGCCAAGUUUGAGAAAGUGGUGCAGGGGAUUAAGACUUCAGGGCCAAAAUUCCUGAAGGAGCUGCGGGAGUUCGAUAAUCUAGUCAAGGCAAUUGGAGAAUGCAAGUCGAAAGCGGAGGAGGACCGCAUCAUUACCCAGGAGCUGGAGCUGCUGAAGCAACGCCUCAGCGAUCCCAAGCUGGACAAAAGCCGGGGCAAAGAGUACAUGAUUCGGCUCAUAUACUGCGAAAUGCUUGGCCAUGACGCGAGCUUUGCGUACAUCAAGGCCCUGCAGUUUGCAAGUGACCCGAACAUCCACACCAAGAAGGCCGCCUACCUGGCUCUGACCCAGUUCCUGGACUGCGACAACCAGCUGGUGCUGCUGCUCGUCAACACGCUGCUCAGCGACAUGAAGAGCGACAACUACCUCAUUGUGUGCACGGCGCUGGUGACCGCCACCAAGCUGAUCGGCGCGGACCUGGUGAACGCGGUGUACCCGGUGGUGGUGGAGCGGCUGCGGCACCCCAAGGAGCACGUGCGCAAGAAGGCGGUCAUGGCGCUGCACUGGUUCGGCGGGCUGGACCCGCGGCGCGAGGGGCCGCUGGCGGGCGUGGAGCUGGACAAGCACUUCAGGACCAUGCUGUGCGACAAGGACCCUGCCGUCAUGAGCGCGGCGCUGUGUGCGCUGCACGAGUGCAUCAAGGGCGACCCGCGGCCCUACAAGAACCUCAUCCCCUCAUUCACAAGCAUCCUCAAGCAGGUGUCUGAGCACCGGCUGCCCAAGACCUACGACUACCACCGCUUCCCCGCGCCCUUCAUACAGAUCAAGCUGCUCAAGAUCCUGGCCAUGCUGGGCUCCGGCGACCGCGCCAGCAGCGAGAACAUGGCGGCGGUGCUGCACCAGACCCUGCGCCGAGCCAACACAAGCCACACCAUCGGCUCAGCCAUCAUAUUCGAGUGCGUGCGCACCAUCACCACCAUCUACCCCAACCCGCAGCUGCUGGCCACAGCUGCCGAGUCCAUCGCCGCCUUCCUGCGCUCGCCCAGCCACAACCUGCGCUACGUGGGCAUUGACGCGCUGGCCGGCAUCGUGGCCAUCAACCCCUCCGCAGCCGCCGAGCACCAGGUGGCAGUGCUGGACUGCCUGGAGGACCCGGACGACACGCUCAAGCUCAAGACGCUGGAGCUGCUGUACAAGAUGACCAAGGCCAACAACAUCCAGGUGAUUGUGGAGAAGAUGAUGAGCUACCUGGCCACCUGCUCCGACGAACACAUCCGCCGAGACAUCGUGCGCAAGGUGUCGGACCUGGCGGAGCGCUACGCGCCCUCGCCCUCCUGGUUCGUGGCCACCAUCAGCGAGGUGUUCCGGCUGGGGGGCGAGCACGUGGACGAGGGCGUGGGCCACGGCCUGUGCCGCCUCAUCGCGGAGCAGGACGCCAGCCUGCACGCCUCCGCCGUGGAGGCCUACCUGGGGCUGCUGGACGGGGCGGUGGGCGCGGCGGCGGCGGCGGGCGGCGGCGUGGUGCCCAGCGGCAAGAAGCUGCCCGAGACCAUCCUGCUGGUCAUCUGCUGGGUGCUGGGCGAGUACGGCCACCUGGCCGCCCGCCCGCCCGGCGCCGUGCUGGGCCGCCUGAUGGGCCUGCUGGCCGCACACAAGACCACCACCGACCGCGUGCGGGGGGCGCUGCUCACCGCGCUGGCCAAACUGGCGGCGCACACGGGCGGCGCGGCGGGGCCGGUGGGCGCGGCGCUGGCGGCACCGCAUGGCUCGGGCGGCGGCGCCAGCGGCGGCGUGUGCGAGGCCAGCCCGGCGGACUUCGUGCACGCCUGCCUGUCCAGCCAGAACCUGGAGCUGCAGCAGCGCGCGCACGAGCUCACGGCGCUGCUCAAGCUGCCGCCGCCGCUGCUGGCCGCCGCGCUGCCCGUCAACGCCGCGGCCGAGGACCUGACGUCGGACCUGGGCACUGUGGUGGCGCUGCCCUUCCUGGACGGCCUAGUCAACAGCGCGCUGGCGGCCGGAGCGCAGCCCUACCUGUCGCCCGAGGCGCGCGGGAGCAAGGGCGCGGAUGCACAGGCCAAGGGCCUGCGCUUUGAGGCGUACGAGCCGGCGCCCUACGCGGUGCCCAUCGCCGCCGCCUCCACCUCGGCCGCAUUCGGGGCCGGCGGCUCCGCCUCCACCUCCGCCGCGGCGGACCCGCGCCAGUCCUCCUACAGCGGGCCCUCGCCCUCCGCCGCCUCCACCAGCAGCGCGGCGGCGGCGGCGGCGGCGGCUGGGCCGUCCGAGCCGCAGCUCACCCUCAAGGGCGCCGGCGGCCGCAAGUGGGGGCCAGCGCAGUACGAGUCGGGGCCGGACGCGGCCGGCGCAGGCGGCGGGGGCGGCGGCUACGGCGUCAGCAGCUCGGGGCCAAGCACGACAUCAGCGCCCGCUCCUGCAGCGCCCCGCAGCGGACACCACUCACGCAACGCCUCCGGCUCGGGCCCGGCGCUCACCGGCCAGGCGGCAGAACGGGAACGACUCGCUGCCUCUCUCUUUGGCGGCGGCGGGGGCGGCGGGGGCGCCUUCUCAGCUGCAUCUCGCCCGGCUGCUGCACCCGCGGCGGCGGCUGCACGGGCGUCCGGUGGCGCGCCGUCACGCCCGGGGGCGGCGCCGGCAGCGGCAGCACCCGCGCCCAACGUGAUGGACAUGCUGUUGGACCUGGACGUGCCGCCCGCCACACAGCCCGCCGCACACUCGGCCCGCAGCCACGCGCCCGCCGGCGCGCCCGCGGCACCAGGUGGCGACUGGAUGGACUCCCUCCUCGGCGGCGGCGGGCCGGCGGCGGGGCCCGGGGGCAACCACACAGCGGCGGGCAUGGGCAUGGGCGGGCCGGGCAUGGGCGCUGGUGGCAUAUACGGCGGCAUGGGGCCGCCACAGCAGCAGCAGUACCAGCAGUACCAGCAGCAGCAGCAGCAGCAGCAGCCGGCCUACGGUGGCGGCAUGGGGGGGCCGGGUAUGGGCAUGGGCGCUGGAGGCAUGGGGCAGCCGGGGCCGGGCUACGGCGCGCCGACGUAUGGCCAGCCGCAGCCGUACGGGGCGCCGGCAGGUGGCAUGGGGAUGGGCAUGGGCGGGCCAGGCAUGGGCAUGGGUGCAGGGAUGGGAGGCCGGGGGGCGCCGCCGCCGCACCAACAAAUGCCGCAGAAGGCUGCGGGCGCGGACCCAUUCGGUGACCUGCUGGGCUAGUGUGUUAGUUGGAGUGGUGACUCGUUGGGUGGGCAUAGGUAGGUGAGUUGGGGCAGCAAUUUGGAGGAAGGGGUGAGACCGGCGAGCCCGUGCCGCCCGCAGGCGACUGGAUGGACUCGCGCCGGCGGUGAGGGUGGGAUAUACAUAGAAGAAGGCGGGGUGGGGGUGGGAUGCGGGUAGAAGGAGGCGGUGUAACACUUGCGACUGCCGUACCGUACGGUGUCCGGUAACCUGCGCGUGCCGCACCCGCGGGCUGCAACAUGAAAGUGGAAGUGAAAGAGGGCAGAUGUUGAGAUACAAACAGGGUAAGGCUUUCGGCGUUAGUCGGGAGAGUGCGGACAAAUCUUGGGAUUUCGCGCAGAACUGUACCUGAGCCGACCUGAGGCUCUCUGUCAUGGCUUCGUUCUGAAGGCAGCGGGGUAGAAGAAACUGCGGGGACGGGUGGCAAGCAAUGUGAAUAUUUACC
This is a messenger RNA of Chlamydomonas reinhardtii, 3770 nucleotides long. RefSeq lists its product as uncharacterized. Gene Ontology annotation, biological process: intracellular protein transport; receptor-mediated endocytosis. Gene Ontology annotation, molecular function: cargo adaptor activity. The record is from RefSeq and is a predicted model, not a curated record. Bases 95 to 3304 code for a protein of 1069 amino acids. Lineage: Eukaryota; Viridiplantae; Chlorophyta; Chlorophyceae; Chlamydomonadales; Chlamydomonadaceae. The transcript has 14 exons. Gene Ontology annotation, cellular component: membrane coat; AP-4 adaptor complex.